AUGGCGACCUCUCUCGCCGCUCAAUUGGCGCAGGUGGCCGCCAAUUCCAAGUCGACUCUUAAUGUAAAGGCGCAAAAGGCUGCCCACUCCAAAUCACUGAUCUGGGAGCCUCGAGUUGCUGCUACUCAAAGCUACCAAACCCUCUAUACCACCUGCAUCGGAGGCUUCGAGGAGCUCUGCCAGCUGGAUGCUCGUUUCGCGCCCUUUCUGUCCACCAUCUUCAGCGAGGAAAGCCAAAACCAAGAUCGCACCCAGCUUACGGCCGCUGAGAAUGAAGAACUCGAUCGUCGCGUUGAGGCUUUCCUGCGCCUUGCAGGUAGUCGUAUCAGGCUGAUGCCUGCGAUCAAGUCUAUCGAAUGGCUCAUCCGAAGAUUUAGAAUUCACGAGGAAAACACUCAGGCUCUCUUGCUCACUUUCCUGCCUUACCAUUCGAUCCCAGCCUUCGCUACGCUACUAUCGAUUCUCCCGACUAAGAUCCCCUAUGAAUUCCGCUUCCUCGAUCCUUACAUCCGCUCCGCUACUUGCCCUCCUCGAUCCGUACUGGUUCGACAAGCAAUUCUGCACCCUGCCUUCCUUAGCCUCAUCUCUGAGUACACCCUUCAGUCAUGCCGAAUGCAAUACAAUUACCCUGCUCUGAUCUCAUUCUGGGCUGGUAUCAUGACCGAGGCAGUCAGCGGUAUCUUGGACAAGACUAGAUCGGGCAGAGCUAAUGUACAGAGCGAAAACGAUCAAAACUUGCUUCACAGACUGGGACCUAUCUUUGCUGAGUCACUGGUUAUGAAGAAGGUCCCUAGUAUUCAGGUUGCCUCAUACAUGGCGAUUGCAGUUUUUGUUGCCAAGGGCCAUCUCGAAGAUAACGCUGUAACUGCAUUCAUGGACCAGACUGUCUAUGGCUGGACAAAUGAGACUGUGCGACCAGCUCUCGUUGUUCUCGCCAUCUUGGCUCAAUACCGAUCUGCGAAGCAGAUGAGCGGCAAGACCACAAAGGCUCUCAUGAAGGUCACGGAUAUCGGAAACCUUCUUGUCGAGAUUGGACAAGAGCGACGAGUUGACAAACUAGCCAACGGUCUUUGUCUCGCAUUGAUCGAGCGACUUACCAAGAAGGGCGACGCCCGAGGCUUAGCGACUAUUAUCACUAUUCUCAGCAGCUCCGUUCUCAAAGAUAAACAAAUCGCUGUUGUUUUCAAGUCACUUAUCUUGACUGCGCAUCGACUGAACAGCGACAACGACGAAAAUGGAUCCCUUCGACGAGAACUUGGCUCAGCUCUUAUCGCAUUGUCUCAGAUUACCGGCAAAUCUGGGGAGACUAUCCAGUCCGUUAUCGAUGAAGUGAAGUUCGAUAUUGAGGAGCUGGAGAUGAAGCUCGAUCUCUCAUUCCGUUCACGACGCUUGCCCGAAACAAUCAAGGACGACCAGGAUAUGAGCAAUGGCAUCGACGAAAAGAAAGCGCCUCAAGAUCUAAGUCUUUUGCUCAAGGAGCUGUCUGGCCGAUCCGAAUCACUGUCUCCCUGCCUUGUCCCUCAAGCUGGCGAGGUAUUCGACGAAUUCAGCCACAUCUUUUUCUCCGUCGUUUCCGAGAGCUCUCAGAACACCGAGCUGCUAUCCGAGUUCGAGAUGAAUCCCAAACUCCGCCGACAGGCAGCUUUCAAGGAUUGCACCUACUUCAGUUUCUUCAUUCGCAUCUGGACCGGCCCUUACCCAGCCUUGGCUCGAGUUGCGGCUCUCGAUAUGGUCAAGAGGCGCCUCAAGGUCGGCGAUGCAGGAAAGACUGAUCUCCAAGCUCUGCUCCCUUAUUGUAUCACAGCCCUGAGUGAUCCUUCAAAACGCGUCCGUAAGGCUGCCGCCGACUUGGUUACUGUCCUCACUGCUCUUUACGUCCCUCCUGUGCCUGCGGCUGGACUUGAGCUCUGGGGUGAGAAGAGUCUUUAUGGAAAGGCCAAGGGAUUCAAGUCCUUGGCCUCCGAUAUUGUCGCCAAAGUCCUUCAUCUCCAGAUUCUUCCCACUGUAGAGGAAUGUGUUAUGGACCCUGAACAUAUCGCCGCUGUGCUACGCACCGCUAUCGAACAAGGCAAAUAUCAAUUCAAGCCGGAUCCUGUGUUGGACAAGAAGGACCACUUGUCUCAGCCUGGAAGAUUGUCUUUCCUCGAAUUCCUUGCUUCUCACAUCGUUCAUUCACCCCUGAUGCUCGUAAAGAGCAGACUAUUGAAGAUCGUCAACGAGGUCCGAGGUGUUGGCACUAAAACAAGAACAGAUUUUCUACUUGAAGUGCUGGAAUGGUGGGCCAGUCUUAGCGAAGACGAAGCAUCUAAAUUGUGCAGCGCCGAACGUCUGGAGACUAUGGACAUGGACAACCGUUUUGUUGACGUAGUGGUCCCCAACGAUCUUAGAGGGUUAGAGUUCUUCUUGGAGUUUCUCAGAGGACAGGAGCAGAGAGAAAAGGCGGGUCUCAUCCGUGCCAUCUUCGCGCGUAUGAGGAAGAUUUGGUCUUCGAUGAAGCCCGAUGUCAAAUUCACUGCGGCUGAACAGCUACUGGAGAUUUCUCAGGAGUCCACGGCCUCCACCGACUUCACAUCGGUUGUUUCCACUGAAGCCGCUGACUUCUUGAGGAACGUCCGGCUCACAACUGAUAUUCUUGACUAUUUCCUCAAGUCUAUUCCAACUGGAACGAAGAUGAUUACUGAACCUCCAGCCAACAAGCGUCGUCGAGCUAGUUCUUCAGGUGGUCGUGUCGUCAACCCGGUUGCUCCUGAACUUAGUCAGGAGCUUCGAAAGGUCACUUUCAUUCUGCAACUGGUCGAGAACUCCGACCCAGCUGAGCACCCCGAUCUUCUGGAUGGUCUGUUCACUGCCCUCUCGGAGCUUCAGCACAUGAGAACAGUCGUUGGAGCUGAGCUGGGCUAUCUACAGAAUCUUGUCCUCCGAAGCCUUCUUGCCAUGAUGCCAGUUUACAAAUCCAAAAAGUACAACAAGAAGCUCGAGAUUGACAGCUCUGUUGGCUACGGGGACUUGCUUGUUAACUGCAUUCAAAAGUCUUCCAGCCCUGUCGUUCAGAAUGCUGCCCUUCUCUUGGUUGCUAGUCUGGCCACCGCUGCGCCGAACUUGGUUCUUCAUAGUGUGAUGCCCAUCUUCACGUUCAUGGGUGUUUCUGUACUUCGUCAAAGCGAUGAUUACUCGGCCCAUGUUGUGUCCCAGACUAUCAAGGAGGUUAUUCCUCCGUUGAUUGGGUCUAUGCGCCAGGGAAACAACAACCCUAUCAUUGGUGCCUGUGACAUUCUCGUCAGCUUCACAGCCGCCUUUGAGCAUAUCCCAGCCCAUCGUCGACAGGGACUGUUUGUUGCUCUCGUCGAGACGCUUGGUCCUGAGGAUUUCCUUCACGCCAUCAUCGGCAUGUUGGUUGAUAAAUACGGUCCCAGUGACGCCCUGUUGCAGUUUAUUAUCGAGCUCCUUAACCACUUUAGCAUCUUGACACAACUCAAGACGCUCGUCGAGCUCCUUGAUCUUAUCGCAGAUUUGUUCAAGCCUAAGCCUGGCAUCUCUUCUGUUCUCCUUGGCAUCAGCGAUGAAAAGAACGAGAAGGAUAGGGAUCUUCAAGAGAUUGCUCUGAAGCAGCUAUCGGCCUUCCCCAGCUUCCUGGCUAACAAGAAGCUCAGAUCGCAAAUUGGAGGCUUGAUGGAAACUGAUGAUAUGGAAGCAUCAGGACUUAGAGAUCUCUAUGCCAAACUUCUUGAGAACAUCCUCAUUCUGGCCGAUACUGUCAAGGUGGACAAGACACUCCAUGGCCGCUGCGGCCAGGCCCUUUCAAACCAUCUCAACUUGCUUUCCAUCGGAGAGUUCAUCAAGGCCGUUGAAAACCUGCUUGACCGACCGGAUAUGGGCCUGCGACAGAAGGUUCUCCGCGCGCUCGAAGCUCGAGUGGAACAGGAAAGUAACACCGACCCUGCAUCCAGGACCGUCUUGCUGGCAUUCCUUCCCCAGCUUACUGCUGGCAUCCGGGAGUCGACAGAUAUACGAUACAAGCACACCGCAGUCACAUGCGUGGACAAGAUUUCCGAAAAGUACGGCAAGAAGGAUAUCGAGGCUGUUGUGGCGGCUGCCACGACAAUCGCAGGCGACUACUGCUUGGCACAGUCUGAGCAGCGCCUCCGAGUUAUGGCUCUGCUGUGUCUUACCUCGCUCGUUGAUGUCCUUCAAGACGCAAUCGUGCCGGUAUUGCCUAGCGCAAUUCCUCAAGCUAUCGAGUAUCUUGGUGAAAGCGUGGAAGGUGCCGUGGAUCAGGAGCUACAUGUUGCUAGUUACGGAUUCAUCAGUGCUCUGGCUCAGUAUCUUCCUUACAUGCUUUCAACUUCAACUUAUAUUGAUCGCAUCUUGGAGGUUUCUAACAAGUCUGCUGAACUUGACCUGGAUGAUAACACGAGGGAAAGUCGCGUUGAUUGCCUUCACUUCCUGGCUAAGCAACUCGAGGCUAAGGAGAUCUUCUCAGCUCUUGACCGAAACUGGGAGAGUGCUAGAAAGGCUGGAUUCUCUGCUGUUGCCGAGUAUCUCGAUGUGAUGGGCUUGGCUAUUGACAAGCACCCCAAGUCUGGUAUUUCCAAGAAUGCCAUGCUAUUGGCGAGCAUUCUCACAAAGGUCUUCGACCUUCGACGACAGGAGCAUGCCAAGGGCGAUUUCGGCGAGCAAGACCUUCUGAGGCUCAGUGCACUUGACGCCAGUGCCAACGACAAGGCGUUGAAGAUGAUCUACAAGCUCAACGAUGCUGCAUUCAGGCCAGUCUUUGACCAAAUUAUUACGUGGUCCAGCUCAGGCCUCAAGGACGACAGAGCGGGACGCGCGCUACGACAACUAAGCGUCUAUGGGUUCCUCGAGGCAUUCUUCGGCACCCUCAAGUCAAUCGUCACCAACUACGCUACAUACAUUUUGGAGGACGCGGUUAAGAUUUUGACGUCAGUGGAUCUGAAGAGCCCUGAGGAGCGACAGCUCUGGACGAGGGUGCUGCAGACCCUGGGUAACUGUUUCGAACACGACCAGGAUGACUUCUGGCAGGCUCCGGCCCACUUCAGCGCCAUUGGACCGGUACUUAUGGGUCAGUUCUCACAUGCCGGCACGGUGGAUGUGACGGAGGACCUCAUCCCAACAAUGGUGGAACUCGCCUCGGCAGCAGACUCACAGGCUCAUCAAAAGGAGCUGAACUCUGCACUCCUGAAGCACCUGCGAUCAGAGUCUUCAGCGAUUAGACUUGCCGCGGUCAAGGGUGAACAGGCAUUGACAGACCGUCUGGGUGAAGAGUGGUUGGCUAUGUUGCAUGAGAUGUUGCCUCGCAUCAGCGAAUUGCAGGAUGAUGACGACGAGGAGGUUGAGCGCGAGACACACCGAUGGAUCGUCAAGAUUGAGGGAGUGCUGGGAGAGGAUCUGGAUGCUAUGUUGCAAUAA
Molecule: messenger RNA, 5427 nt
Organism: Fusarium coffeatum
Lineage: Eukaryota; Fungi; Ascomycota; Sordariomycetes; Hypocreales; Nectriaceae
Exons: 3
Coding region: 1-5427 (1808 amino acids)
Biological process (GO): positive regulation of transcription by RNA polymerase I; maturation of SSU-rRNA from tricistronic rRNA transcript (SSU-rRNA, 5.8S rRNA, LSU-rRNA)
Cellular component (GO): t-UTP complex; small-subunit processome; 90S preribosome
Molecular function (GO): protein binding; snoRNA binding
Source: RefSeq, a predicted model, not a curated record